Molecule: messenger RNA, 2416 nt
Organism: Camellia sinensis
Lineage: Eukaryota; Viridiplantae; Streptophyta; Magnoliopsida; Ericales; Theaceae
Source: RefSeq, a predicted model, not a curated record
AUGAGUGGUGGUGGUGGUGAUCGUCAUCCGCGUCUCGGGAUUUUAGUUGUUGCUUCGCUGCUUGUGGUUUCGAUUUCUUUUCAUCUCUCACCACCUCAAUCGAAACAUUUCAAACCCCGACAACAACACACACACACACUAGUUAGGUACUGCAUUGACGAAGAAGAGCACUACUCGCUGCACUGCGACGAUCCUAACAACAACACAUUCAAUGAGUACGCGAAACUCAAAUUUCCUUUCAAUUGCGUAGAAUCUUAUUUUGGGAUUGUUGGUAGUUGUAAUGGAUUGAUUUGCAUUUCUGAUGAUCAGUUCUGUUAUAACCAUGAAGCAUUUCUGUGGAAUCCAUUGAUUAGGAAGUUUGUGCCGAUUCCAAACCCAAAUAUUACAUUUACCUUGCGUGGCCCCUUUAUCCAUUCUUUAGGGUUUGGGUUUGAUUCAGCGUCUAAUGACUUCAAAGUUGUUAGAAUUGUGCAUCUUGGAUUAGAAUGUGACACAGUUCCACCUGAGGUUGAAAUUUACACUCUCAAGACUGGGUUUUGGAGAAUCAUUAGUGAUAAAGCUCUUCCAUAUAUUGUUGAAGAGCGAUCGCAACAAGCUUAUAUUAAUGGGGUUGCACAUUGGGUUGCUCGCACUCCAAUGGAUGUUGGGAGUUUUCGAAUGAUUGUAUCAUUCAAUAUGAACGAUGAGGUGUUUAGGGAGAUAUCAUUUCCAGAUGGUAUAGCUGGCGAGGAGAAAUUGAUGGAAAGGAUGAGCCUUGUUGUGUUUGAGGAAACCCCUUGUCUGAUCCAACAUUGUCAAUAUCACGAUGACCCACAUUGUUUGAUAUGGAUGAUGAAAGAGAAUGGUGUGGUAGCAUCGUGGGUUAAACAAUUCAGAAUUGAUCUUUGCGGAGGAUUGAGGAAGCCAAUUGGGAUGAGAAAGAAUGGUGAAGUUCUUGUGGCGAUGAGGGAUGGAUAUUUGGUUUCUUGUGAUCCUAAAAGCAAACGAAUUAUGAAUCUUGGGAUCGUAGGCUUUACAGACUUGUAUUGUUACCAUUCAUUUGCUGUGGAUACUUACACUGAGAGCCUUGGUUUGCUAGAUAAAGGGGUGGAUUUUUUGUGAUACGGUUAUAAGCGAUAUGUUCUGUGUAAAGAGAGUGAAGGGGGCUGAUGGAACCGAGGAACUGAAGUAAAAAUCAAACAAGAACAAGUGCAGGCAAGAUACAGUGUCUCACCCACUCUGUAUUUUUUGCACCUUAUUAGAGUAUUCAUCAUUGCUUAGAUUUAUUCUUGUAAAAAAUGCAUAUAUUCAUAGCACUAAGUAACUUCUAUUCCAAUCCUUUUUCUUUUUUUUAUCGGCACGUCUAUACCAAUUCAAAUCCUAGUAUGCUGUUGGAUCAGAUCAAUCACUUUUUCUAUGGAAUUAAUGUCUUUUGAGAGUGCCUCGAAAACUGAAAAGUUUAGCUUAUGCCAUUAUCUCUCUCUGGAGUUCCUUUUACUGAAAAGUUCAUCAUUGGCAAAGAGCAUAUUGGUUUAUAUUUUCUAACAUUAGUUAUGUGAGCAUGAUUUUUGCCAAAAUCCCAGUUCAAAAAGGAGGAUGGUGAUCCCUGGUGUGUUUUUUCGGAUUUGGCUUUGUUUCAAUUGGCAGAUAGAUACUUGGGGAAAUAACGAUUAGUGCUUAUGCAGGACAAUCCAUUGCCAUUUCGGCCUUUCAAGACUCGCUUGCCCUUCUUGUCAGGGGUCCAACAUUAUUGUUAACAACCUGGAACUUAUAGGUUAUAUGAAGGAUUAUGGUGUUUUUGGACUCUUGGACUAAACAAUAUAGUUUAAGGGACACAAAUUGGAUUUCCUUUUGGGUUCAUAAAGGAUGGUGAAAUUCUUGCUGAAAAGCCGAAGGGCAAUUUGGUUUCCUAUGCCCAUUAGACCCAAAAUCAUAGGGACCUUAAAGGGCAACCAGUUGCUUAUAAAAUGGUUAUUUACAGAGAGAGUGCUUAUUGAUUUUCAGUAGUUGCUAUUUUCUUGGUAUAUGUUGUUUUUCACUCUUAAAUCGGCGAUUAUACAAUUUACUUUCCAAUAAUGUUUGAUUUGGUUAAUUUAUUUAUAGAAAAAUUUCACAAGAUAUGAUUAGUGAAGAAUGAAUUUCGAGGUAUAUAUGAAUGCCCUGAAAUUUCUCCUUUUGUGAAUGUUAUGUAGUAAAUUGUUCUUGACAUGUAUCUUGAUUCUUGAGAGCAGUUUUCAAAAUCUCUGCUCUUGAAUUUGGAAAUUAGCAACCAAAACCCUGAUCCUUACCAAGCCAAAUUAGCUCUAAGCCAUCUCAACCAAGCAGAGGAGUCAAUUAGAAGUUUGAUGAAUUUGCCAAAUACAUCUAGCCAUAGCUCUGCUUUAUUCCAAACUCUGAUUCUUCUAAUACCCAUACCCAAAAGGCAAGGCUCUAAUUU